AUGCGCAGGGUCGCCAUCGACCAAGUCCCAAUUGCAAAGGUCCCUCCACGAGUCCCUCCACUUACCCGCUUCCCGAAUGCCCGUAGAAUCUAUUGCCGUAACCACGGCAGCCGCCAAAUAUUCGACUUGGGGAACAGAACACUGUACAAAUUCCGCCCACACAAGGCCGGCGUGUACGAGUCCGAUAUUCACGCCCUCAUCCAGGCCACUACCGACAUCCCCAUCCCCAUAAUCUACAACGAGUGGGUGACUCUCGAACACAACGGUGCCCAGAUCCAUCACCUGAUCAUGGAGAAAGUCGAGGGCGAACCGUUGCACAAGGUCUGGGUGCACCUUGAUAGACCAAGCAAGGAAAGGCUUGCCCUUCAACUCUCGGGUUACCUUAACGAACUGCGCAGAAUUACCUCUCCCUCCAUUCGCGCGUUCGACGGUGGCCCGCUGCACGACGAGCACGGCGUUCUCUUCGACGGGAGAAAUAGUGCUCGGGGCCCAUUCGGCGACAACCAAUCCCUCUGGCUAGCGCUAACUUCUCACCUCCAGGAGAGCCCUUCCGGGGAAAUACAGCAAGCGCUGAUCAACCUUCGCUCCAUAAUGCCCCAGGGGUUCCCCGCCGUGUUGACACACGCAGAUUUACACCAGGGUAAUAUCCUCGUUCAUAACCGUUGCAUCUCGGCUAUCAUUGACUGGGAGGGUGCUGGGUUCUUCCCGUGUUGGUUGGAGUACGUCAGGUACUACCCCACCAGCAGCAGCCCCGAGUUUGAGUUUGAGAUUUUGGUAAUGAGAAGUAUGGAGACUUAUCCGGUCGCCAGACGAUUCAUGACCAUAUUAGAUGCGCUGAGGGGACCAGAGCAGUGGCUUGUGAAUUGGGCAAUCAGAGAGCUGGGGUGUUGA
Molecule: messenger RNA, 891 nt
Organism: Tuber aestivum (summer truffle)
Lineage: Eukaryota; Fungi; Ascomycota; Pezizomycetes; Pezizales; Tuberaceae
Source: the annotation of a GenBank genome assembly